AUGGAGUCUGCAUCAUCCAAGACCAAAGCUUUAGCUCCUCCGCUUCACGCCUUAGGCUUCGAGUUCGAUGAAUUAACUACGACACGUGUCACAGGUCGUCUUCCGGUUUCUUCAGUCUGCUGCCAGCCUUUUAAGGUGUUACACGGUGGUGUAUCAGCUUUGAUCGCUGAGACUUUAGCAAGUGCAGGAGCUCACAUGGCCUCUGGUUUCAAAAGAAUAGCCGGAAUUCAACUCUCGAUCAACCACUUAAAGAGUGCUGAUCUCGGAGACCUUGUCUUCGCCGAAGCAACUCCUGUAAGCACAGGCAAGACUAUUCAGGUUUGGGAAGUCAAACUUUGGAAAACUACACAAGGAUCAGAGAACAGAAUCUUGACAUCUUCAUCUAGAGUCACGCUUUUGUGUAAUCUUCCUGUCCCUGAUCACCUCCUCAAAGUUGCAUCGGAGCCGCUCAAAUUGGCGGCCAAAUUGUAA
Microthlaspi erraticum is the source of this 471-nucleotide messenger RNA. The record is from the annotation of a GenBank genome assembly. Lineage: Eukaryota; Viridiplantae; Streptophyta; Magnoliopsida; Brassicales; Brassicaceae.